GCUAUGUUCAGUCCAAACCAGCUGGCGCGAGAUUUGUUUGUAAACUUCGUCUUCGUUUGUUGACACGGUCCCACAAUAAUUACAUUUCACAGCUUUUAACGUCGUAGACAGUGAUCUCCUUCGUCUCAGUUUAAAAGAUCGCUGAAUGAAUGAUGGAUUCAGAUGUACGACCGGUUUCCAUGGUGAUGACUUGUGAUGACGCAGUGGAGAUGACAUUCGUGGAUGGAUCGAGGGUCCAGCUUUCUCCUUGUGGGUCAUGUUUUAUUUAUGAUCCACCUUCAAGCCAAGAAGUCUCGCAUUCCUAUCAGAGGAAAGAUUUGGGACCAAGCCAUCCUCUUUAUGCAUCCAACAGGAUACAGCAGAGGACAUGCUUUGUUACUAGCAUCUGCAGGUCAAAGGUCAAAGCUGCUCUUGAAUUUAGAAAUCGGUUUGCUUCGUGUCCUUUCCUUUGUGCUGCCACUACACAGGGAGAGAGUACAUUGGAAUUGUAUACCAACAUCACCCAAGUGGAAUGGUCCAAAUCAGAUAGAACAGGUACAUUCAGUCAGCUCCCUGACCAUUCUCUUGAGCUGACCUCGGUGGAUAGCCUUGCUACAAUGAUCCUUUCACCCAAUGGUCAAGACUUCUCAGUCAAGUAUCUCUGUAAGCUCCAACCUGAUGGUGAAAGACCACUGGACGUCCAUGCAGAGCCUGAUCAUCAAAUGGCACAAAGCUCAGAACUCUCUAGGGAUUACCAGGAAAGCCUUAGGUGUCACCAAAGGACCACAAGUGAUGUGAAACUCUGCCGAGACCAUGAUAGUGGAGGAUUCAUCUACCAAGGAGAAGGACAAGUCAUGCCGCACUGUCAGGUUCAUGGUUCUGACCCCAAGGUGGCACAAAGGAUAUCUCCAGAAGAUAGAGAUCUUUUAGUGACAGGCAGAAUGAGGUGCAAGUUCUGGUAUAUGUGGGUUAUACAGAACCACUCGGUUGCCCAUUGUCCAUGGUAUUGGAGGCUGCCUUUGAAUCUGUUGUUGAAUCACCAUGCAAGCCUUCAGAAGACACCAGAUGAAAGUACCACUUUUUCCAAAGGGAACGUUCCUGGUCCUAUGACAGACAAGCUUCGGAACCAGUCUAGUCCAGUACCACCAUCCCUACCCCUGAGAUGUGGUGAAAGUCACCUUCACAAGCAUCACUGGAGACCGAUCAGACAGGAGUGUACUAUAGAUGAUAGGGGUGAGGCUGAUACCCUUACCAUGUAUGGCAGAAAGGUCUCCGUUCUGGUCGUUGGAGGAGUGGUUUACAGGUUAUUCUGGAACCCUGUCCCAUCGAUGGAGAUAUAUCCCGGUAACGGAGAUGUGAUUUUGUCUUCUGACGAGAGGGGAUGUUACUUCCGUCUCCUCAAGGUUUGUCCCGGUGAUGGCGCCCUCAAGGAACUGAUGAUUUCCGUAUCCAAUCCUAUUCCUGAUCCUCCACAGUCAUCAUAUAGUAUUGCAGAUCUUGUGCAAAGAACUUCAAGGCUUCUACACUGUAUGUCAGUUCACCUGAGAACGGCUGGGGAUACAGGAUCAGGAGAUAUCUGCUGCUGGAAGAAACUUGAGCAAGAUGAUGCUUUAAACAGAACACCCAGCGUCCUUCUUGAAAAGAGCGUCAUCCCUUCUUUGGGUCAGCUGGAAGCGUAUGAAGGCGGUCUAAUCCGAGGCUUCUUCUAUGAUGGGGUUACCAUAGAAACAAAGCACAUUAGUCCAGUUCAGUUCAAUGCAGCAGGAGUGGACAUGGAGUACGGUAAGGAUGAAGAAUCUAUUUUCACUAUAGUGAUGGCUGAUGGUCUUCAUAAGAAAGUUACUUCACUAAACCCGGGAGUAUAUGUCAGACACAUCAAUGCUUUACUGGAGUGGAAAAGAUGGGUAUUUUUGAAUUGUGAAGGUAGAUUAGCACUGAUCAGAGACGAGAAAACCAAUCAAGAGAUAUCCAGUAAUGAGGUCCUGGCCGAACUUUCGCGGAUUCGGAACUUGACUUAUAUCAUAGAUGCCCACAAACCAGGACGAUAUCGGUCAGAAAAUCUGACCGAGAAUCGGAGAAAAAGUGAUUCAACACCUGUAGAACAUUUUCCAGAAAAUGAUCUCACUGAUCGGACACUUUCUCACUCCGACCGAACGCAUCACAGAGAUCCCAACCAUGAGGACAUUGAAAAAGCGUUACGUGAUACUGCAAUGACGUUAUCCGACAUAGAGAACUUACUUGGAAAUCGGUGAUUGUAACUCCUUGAGGAUUGCAGCCAGAGACGUGAACCAAUUGUUGAACAAUGACGUUAAGAGUCUCACUGAUUGGGUAUGUUUUUGCGAAAUGGAUGUUAUUCUGUAUUAAGCAUGAUUGAGUUGCCUGACAUGACAAUAAAAAGAAGCUUUUCAGGACGCUCUUUGAAGUGAAUGAUGAGGCUUUGAUUUCUCACCUCGCAUAACCAUGUUUACGUGAGUUUUUGUAGCAAAGCUAUCUAGUUUUCAAUCCUUCAUCACUUAGAUAACAUCUCAAGAACUCUGUUUAUCCGCAGAUUGACGUCAUCCGUACAAGAAUUAAUCAUCAAUUGUUCUCGAUGUCACUCGGAAGUGUCAUGAUAUGAUGCCAUAACAAAAUAAACUCCAUCUUAUAGAAUUUCUGAGAUUCUGUAACGAUCACUUGACACUAACCUAAUUCUCCAUGCACCCUGACAGUUUUAUCUUGGAUAUAUUUCUCAAGUGAAAAGUGAUGUUUUGCAAUCCUGAACCUUCUUCACAUUGCCAUAUUCUGUUUCUGUUUCUAUUCAUUGAUAAGCAACUUAUUAUUUAAUUAGUAUAUACGUUAUACCCUUUUUGUGUCUUGGGGGUAAUUUGUGAAAAUUUUCUUGGCAGAGAGAGAAAGUCACACGGAACAUUAACUUAUUGUAUCUAGGGGCAGUACGGGGGGGGGGGCUGAUCACGACUGCCGCAAAUUUGUUUUCCUUUCAAUAAUCUUUAAAAAAAAACAGAGGGGGAAAAAAAAGAGAAAUAGAGAAGGGGGAAAAGGGACAGUUAUGUUGGGCCGGUGAGUCAUGUCUUGGAACCUCUUGUGUAUUUUCUACCCAUAUUGAUAUUAAGCUUGUCUUGCCCCACCCCGCCUCCACUUAAUCUCCUUGGUCAGUCCUUGUUUCAUAGAAGUAUUGUUGUAUUGCCUGUCUAAAGUAUCGCGUGUUUUACAUUUUAUCAAAUUGUGUAAAUGAUACUAUCAUGCCAAAUGUUUUUAUUACCAUGCCAGCCUUCAAAUACGACAAAUUCUAAUUGACCGUUUCUUUGUCCCCAUUCUCAAUUUGAAUGAAUAAAAUAUUAAGCGCGUUUAAAUUCUUUUAUUUUUGCUUAAUAAAGGUUAGUAUAAUGCCUUGUGACGUUCGUGGAAGAUUUACUCCAGAUUAAUUGCCUGAGAAUUGGUUUUUAUAAUCUUCUAUGUCUAAAUGAGAAAAAAAUUAACAAUCGUCGGGAUCCUACUGUUUAUUUUGUCCAAAUGAUCCAAAUUCACAUAGAGUUACAAAAGUUUUCACACAACAUGCGAUUUGUUAUCUUCAUUAAACAGUUAUUUCAACCUUUGAAAAUAAAUAUUUCAAAGACUUAUUGUUUAAUAAUAACUAAAUAUUUGCUUUUAAAGGAAAUGAAUAAGAACUAUAAAGGUAGAUUCUUCUAAACAUAUUACUUUGAAACUCUUUCAUAACACACUUGAAAAAGGGAUUUCAUAAGCAAUUGCGCAGAUCAUUUACUUUCAAAUGCCUUUGAGUACAGUUCUUUAUUUCGUGGUAUAUUAUCUGAUAACGAAUGACAUCACUUCCCCUACAAGGCAAUCUGAUACUUGAAUUGGUAAUACAAUUUACAUGCGAUAUUAUCUCCGAAUGUCAAGGAGGUUUAUGUUACAAUCUUGUGAUUUGACAGAAACUCGAAGACGCGAUUAUUCGUUAAAAAUAACACGUAAUACUUACCUAUUGAGAUUAACCCUAAAUAGAAUGGGCUAUUUCAAUGCCUAUAAAAUGGGCCGGGAGGGAGGGGCUGACUCGCAUUUAUGACGUCGAUCAUGCGAUCGCGGCGAAAAUUUGCGCGUGCGUUACUCAUGGCAUAAUCUAAAAAACUAUAUGAGAUCAAAUUAUGCGAAAAAUCUCAUUGCUAAUUAAUUGUGCUUAUUAUGCGUUAAAUCAAUGGUUUUCUCUAACCAAAUAAUGCUCCUAGAAUACUAAUUUUUUGUUCACAGACACUUUAUAGAAAUCUGAUCAAGUGAACUAGAAAAAAAGGGCAACAUCACAUUUAUUUUCUCAUGUAUUUUAAUGUUUGCUAAAUUU
This is a messenger RNA of Lytechinus variegatus (green sea urchin), 4309 nucleotides long. RefSeq lists its product as uncharacterized. The record is from RefSeq and is a predicted model, not a curated record. Lineage: Eukaryota; Metazoa; Echinodermata; Echinoidea; Temnopleuroida; Toxopneustidae. The transcript has 11 exons. Bases 150 to 2231 code for a protein of 693 amino acids.